Messenger RNA from Cuculus canorus (common cuckoo), 3591 nucleotides. RefSeq names its product LIM domain binding 1 (gene LDB1). Gene Ontology annotation, biological process: nervous system development; negative regulation of transcription by RNA polymerase II; positive regulation of transcription by RNA polymerase II. The transcript has 11 exons. Gene Ontology annotation, cellular component: nucleus; transcription regulator complex. Gene Ontology annotation, molecular function: LIM domain binding. NCBI's taxonomy places the organism in Eukaryota, Metazoa, Chordata, Aves, Cuculiformes, Cuculidae. The record is from RefSeq and is a predicted model, not a curated record. Bases 161 to 1396 code for a protein of 411 amino acids.
CGCCGGCGCAGCCGCCCCCGCUCCCGCUCCGCCGCGGCCCCCGCCGCUCCCCGCCCGCCCCGGCCCCGCCCGCUGCGCCGGAGCUCCGCGCGCAGCCCAUGCGAGCGCCCCGAGGCCCCCGCAGCGCGCAGCGACCCCCGGCCGGGCCAGGCAUGUGAAGAUGUCAGUGGGCUGUGCAUGCCCUGGCUGUUCCUCUAAGUCAUUCAAGCUGUACUCGCCAAAGGAGCCCCCAAACGGCAACGCCUUCCCCCCUUUCCACCCAGGCACCAUGCUGGAUCGAGAUGUGGGACCUACUCCCAUGUACCCACCAACGUACCUGGAGCCUGGAAUCGGGAGGCACACGCCGUAUGGGAAUCAGACUGACUACCGGAUAUUUGAGCUCAACAAGCGGCUGCAGAACUGGACAGAGGAAUGUGACAAUCUGUGGUGGGACGCCUUCACCACGGAGUUCUUUGAGGAUGACGCCAUGUUAACAAUCACUUUCUGCUUGGAGGAUGGACCAAAGAGAUACACGAUCGGCCGGACUCUGAUUCCCCGUUACUUUCGCAGUAUCUUUGAAGGGGGGGCCACAGAGCUCUACUACGUGCUCAAGCAUCCUAAGGAGUCCUUCCACAACAACUUUGUCUCGCUGGACUGUGACCAGUGCACCAUGGUCACCCAGCACGGCAAGCCCAUGUUCACCCAGGUGUAUGUGGAGGGGCGGCUCUACCUGGAGUUCAUGUUUGAUGACAUGAUGAGGAUAAAGACGUGGCAUUUCAGCAUCCGCCAGCAUCGAGAGCUCAUCCCCCGCAGCAUCCUUGCCAUGCAUGCACAGGACCCCCAGAUGCUGGACCAGUUAUCCAAGAACAUCACCCGCUGUGGGCUCUCAAACUCCACACUCAACUACCUCCGACUCUGUGUAAUCCUAGAACCAAUGCAGGAGCUCAUGUCACGGCACAAGACCUACAGCCUCAGUCCCCGGGACUGCCUGAAGACUUGCCUCUUCCAGAAGUGGCAGCGGAUGGUUGCUCCACCUGCGGAGCCAGCGCGGCAGCAGCCAAGCAAGCGCCGGAAAAGGAAGAUGUCGGGGGGCAGCACCAUGAGCUCUGGUGGGGGAAACACCAACAACAGCAACAGCAAGAAGAAGAGCCCAGCCAGCACCUUUGCCCUGUCCAGUCAGGUACCUGAUGUGAUGGUGGUAGGCGAGCCCACGCUGAUGGGGGGGGAGUUUGGGGAUGAGGACGAGCGGCUCAUCACCCGGCUGGAGAAUACGCAGUUUGACGCCGCCAACGGCAUCGAUGAUGAGGACAGCUUCAACAACUCGCCGGCACUGGGGGCCAACAGCCCCUGGAACAGCAAACCGCCCUCCAGCCAGGAGAGCAAGUCAGAGAACCCCACGUCACAGGCGUCGCAGUAACGGCCCCCCCACUGCCCCGUGGACUCAGUCCCAACCGAUCUACCUGUACAUUUGCAACGGAGAGUGACUGGGAAGCGGCGAGGUAUCGGGGGGCAGAUCGGCGCUGCAGGGUGCACAGCCCAGGGUGGGCAGCCCCCAACCCUCUCCCCCUGCCGCCUCCCUGCUCCUCUCACACCUGCCUCCCCACUGGACCCCAGGGCAGGGGUGGGUUUCUGGGGCCGUAGCUUCAUUUUUCCCUCUUCUUUCUCUUCCUUCCUGCUUCUUCCUCGGGGAGCCUCUCAUCCUCACCCCGACGUGCCCAGACCCUGCCUGCUGAGCCGGGGAAAUUAGGAGGGAGGUGUUGGCAGUGGCUGGCAUGACUGGGAAGCUGGCAGUGUGCAGAUGUUGUAUGUUGGGAUCUGGCACAGCCCAGAGACCCUCCUCCCUGGGUCCCAGAGCUGGGGAUUGCUGGGCAGCCACCUGCGAUGGGGUUGCACAUCCCCAGCCAAUCUGGGGCUGGCAGAGGGGAUAAGUGGUGUUGGAAAGGCUUCCCCAUGCCACCAGCUCUGCCACAGAGCCUCCUCUGGCCCGAGUCGGAUCCUGCUGUGCUGGGGUGGUGUUGAGGAUAGGGCCCUGCCGCGUUUCCCUGCUCUCCUGCACCCUUCCCUUUCCCUCGCUCUCCAGGGACGAGAGUGCAGCAGGGCGGGGGGGGCUCUGUAUAUAGGAAUUGCGUGGGAGGGGGCUGGGGGGGCUUGGAGGACCCACAGCUCGGCCAGAGCAGCUGAGCCGGUGCCGUCGCUCCCUCCCACAGCCCUUGUGUUUCGCCUCUGCCCCACGUGGGUCUGCCUGGGGCUUCUUUGCACCCCCCAGCUCCCAGUACCUCCUACUUUUGUCUUUUUUUAAGAAAAAAAAAUAAUAUUAUUAAAAUUGUAAGAAAAGAAAAAAAAAAAUGGGAAAAGUCCCCCCAGCCCCCUCGCCGGUUCCCCUCUCUCUGCCCUGUGCCCUCUCCCCCUGUCCUGACUUUUGUACAGGCUUCUUCUCUUGGGAGUCUCAUUUUAUAUCCAGUUCGGAGAGCUUCAAACCAAGGAGAGACUUUGCAGACUUCCUUUCUAAUCCCUCCAGGGGCCGGGGGGAGCAGCCCCCCGCCUCCCUCCUCAAUGUAAAUCUUGUGUGCUGUUGUCCCCGCUCCCCCCGCCUCGGGUUUGUGUACCUCGUGCUUGUACAUUUCCGCGCUGUAGACAGUGUGUACGAUACUGUUCUUUCAAUGUGUUAUCACUAGAGCAGGUGCCUCCAUUGAUGUUAGGGGAAAUGAUGAGAAAGAUAAUAAUUUUGGGGGUUUUUUUGUUUUAAAAAAAAAAGAAAAAAGAAAAAAAAAAUCCCUUCCAAGGCUUCUUCAAAGGAGAAGACGGGAGGUGCCGGGGAAGGGUGUUUGUGCUCACCAGCUCACCCCAGCAGCCUCGGAGGGGGAGCCUGGGGGGUGCUGGGAGUUGGGGCUGCCCACGGCCCCCCCACCGAUGUGGCCCCAAGGUGGGGUUGCAGCAAGCGCUGCCCCGGGGGUGGUCAGGAUGAGGCAGCUGCCCCGGGGGGGGACAUGCGUGUGCGCGAGAGUGCGUGUGCGAGAGGUUUAUGUGUCUGUCUGUGCGUCUGCAAGGGAACCCGGGGCAGAUGGAGCAGCCCUACGGGUUGGGGGAAGAGGGGACCUCCCCAACUCCCUGCCGGGGAUCCCACAGCGUGUGUCCUGCUGCCCUGUGGGGUUGGGGGCUGGCUGGUGUCGCUGAGGGGCUCCCCCCGCUGCGGGGGGCUCUCACUGCAGCAGCGGUGUUGCCUGCACCCCAUUGAAUCGCCUGCCUGUGGCUGAGACCGCAGGGGGUGGCUGAGCUCUGUGGGGGGGGACACCCACCCUGUGUCCCCCCUCUUUCUGCUGUCCCCGGGGUCAGGCUUGGAGACAGGAGCCCCUUGGCUCAGCCCUGGCCUGAUCUCAGCCUCAAAUCCCCAGAGGGUCACCUGCGUCAGCCCCCGGGCCCCUCUGGGUGGAGGGCUCAUCCCUGCCCCCCCAGCUGCCGGCACGGGGGUCCCCUCGGCCCCUUUGCAGGUGGAGGGCAGGCGGGAGGGUGGGAGCCCGGUGUGGCAAGGAGGGGGCUCUGCUUUGCAAUUAAGGUACGAUUCUCUUUGCCAGGCUCCCACGGUGGGUGUGGAGCCCCUCGCCCCUCCCCUCC